Messenger RNA from Lotus japonicus, 1883 nucleotides. Its product is annotated as pentatricopeptide repeat-containing protein At4g39620, chloroplastic. The record is from RefSeq and is a predicted model, not a curated record. Gene Ontology annotation, molecular function: mRNA binding; protein binding. The transcript has 3 exons. NCBI's taxonomy places the organism in Eukaryota, Viridiplantae, Streptophyta, Magnoliopsida, Fabales, Fabaceae. The coding region runs from base 47 to 1474 and encodes 475 amino acids.
GGAGAUAUACUCUUCUCACUGUCUGCAACUUCUCUGUGUUUCUGCCAUGUCUACUCUUUCUUGCUCCUCUUCUUCUUCUUCUUCGUAUUCAUUUGCAAGGUGCGGUAGCAACGCUCCACGCUCGGCCCCACCGACCCGAAUUUCGUUCGGGUCGAUUCCGACCCGUCCGAAGAGGAAGAAGACGAACGAUGAUGACUCGGAAACCAGAGAGCUGGUUCGUUUGCUCACGAGGAAGAUAAGCGACAAAGAGCCUCUUGAGAGGACGCUGAACAAGUACGUGAGGCUUGUCAGAACCGAGCAUUGCUUCUUGCUCUUUGAAGAACUCGGCAAGCAUGAUAAGUGGCUUCCAUGCCUUGAGGUAUUCAGAUGGAUGCAGAAACAACGGUGGUAUAUGGCUGAUAAUGGGGUUUACUCAAAACUCAUAUCAGUUAUGGGGAAGAAAGGACAAACCAGGCUGGCUAUGUGGCUUUUUUCGGAGAUGCGUAACACUGGCUGUCGCCCGGAUACUUCUGUUUACAAUUCACUCAUCUCAGCCCACCUUCAUUCUCGGGACAAAACUAAGGCUUUGGCCAAAGCUCUUGGUUACUUUGAGAAGAUGAAAGGAAUGGAGCGGUGUAAGCCCAACAUUGUCACAUACAAUAUUAUUUUGAGAGCUUUUGCUCAAGCUGGGAAGGUGGAGCAGGUGAACUCUCUGUUUAAAGAUCUUGAUGAGAGCAUCGUUUCGCCGGAUAUUUACACCUAUAAUGGUGUGAUGGACGCAUAUGGGAAAAGAGGGAUGAUCCGCGAAAUGGAAGCGAUGCUUACUCGGAUGAAGAGCAAUCAGUGUAAGCCUGACUUGAUUACCUUUAACUUGCUGAUUGAUUCAUAUGGGAAGAAGCAGCAAUUUGAUAAGAUGGAGCAAGUGUUUAAGAGUUUACUGCGCUCCAAGGAGAAACCGUCACUGCCUACAUUUAAUUCAAUGGUUUUGAACUAUGGGAAGGCGCGGCUUAAGGAUAAAGCAGAAAAUGUCUUCAAACAGAUGACUGAAAUGGGUUACGCGCCGAGCUUUGUCACACAUGAGAGUCUCAUCUAUAUGUAUGGCUUCUGCGAUUGUGUCUCCAAGGCGAAAGAAUUGUUUGAUGGGCUGGUUGAAUCGAAGGUUCAGAUCAAAGUUUCAACCCUAAAUGCUAUGCUUGAUGUUUACUGCAUAAAUAAUUUACCACAGGAAGCAGAUUCCCUGUUUCAGAGAGCAAGAAGUAUAAAAGUUUUGCCAGAUGCAUCAACAUAUAAACUUCUUUAUAAGGCAUACACUAAGGCCAACUCUAAGGAACUUCUAGAUAAAUUGCUGAAGCAUAUGGAUAAAGAUGGUAUCAUUCCUAAUAAGAGGUUCUUCUUGGAUGCUUUGGGUGCUAUUGGAUCUUCACCAGCAAAUUCACGAUCUGCUAAUUCUGCAACUCAUUCAAAAAGCCCCAAUUUUUUUGGGAAACUCAGCUAGAAACAUAGUUGGCAAUUCAGGAAUUUUUUUUGGCUCACCUAUGACUGGCAUACGAGCAGCUCCGUUCAGUGAAAUGUAGACAUAGCACAUAAAGUCCUGUUGUCAAGGCUUCACAUGUUGUAUAUAUUGUAUUCAACUAAUUCAUGUCUGAAAUGGCAAAUGCUUUCUUUUGCUGGUGAUGGUGCAGUAGAUGACAAUGGCAGCCAAAACUAUGCUUCUUCUAUGAUGUAUUAUAAAUUUAAUACUAUAUGUGAAUUUCUUUUUUACAAAUGUUAUUGAUAGUUCAUGUACAAUGAUCAUACUGAUGCAAUUUGAAAAUCAAGGCUCUAAGGAUUACUGUGUUUCCUGGACAGUGAUGAAAGCAAUGGAUUGAUAAAACAAUGUGUUGAAAAUUUCUGUUGUGUUAGCA